This is a messenger RNA of Sebastes umbrosus (honeycomb rockfish), 4554 nucleotides long. Its product is annotated as glypican-6-like. The transcript is spliced from 9 exons. Gene Ontology annotation, cellular component: plasma membrane; cell surface; extracellular region. Lineage: Eukaryota; Metazoa; Chordata; Actinopteri; Perciformes; Sebastidae. The record is from RefSeq and is a predicted model, not a curated record. Gene Ontology annotation, biological process: regulation of protein localization to membrane; regulation of signal transduction; cell migration. The coding region runs from base 399 to 2060 and encodes 553 amino acids.
CUCUCUCUCUCUCUCUCUCUCUCUCCAGCAGCAGCACGGUUCCCACUCCAACACUCCAACACAGCGACCAGCGGCUUCAGGCGUCUGCUCUGCGAAGUUGAGACAAACACGCCGGAAAAACGCACCGCCUGGACACUGGAUUCAUGUGGCACCUCCACUCUCUGUCCUCUUCUCUUUCUGCGGACUUUUUUUUGCGAUAGAAACCCUUUUUUUUUUGCUUUUUGGGGAAAUGUGUUGGUAUAGACACUAAUAAUAGUUGAGUUGCAACCAUAAACCUGCCCAGUCAUUAAGUACCUGCAGAUCUACUGCAGGGGAGUUUUUUUUUUUUUUUUUAAUAAACCAGUGAGGAUACCUGCAGAGAAACCUUAAAACAAUAAGGAUCUUCACAGAAGUGAACAAUGCUCAGACUACAGACCAUCAUUUGCACUUUUUCUGUGCUGUCUGUUGCAGCUGGAGCUGAUUUCAAGGCUCGGAACUGCAGCGAGGUGAGGGAGGCUGUCAUCGUGAAAGGCUUCAGCUUCGCACAUGUUCCUCUCCAGGAGAUCCCAGGCGAACAUCUUCGUGUCUGUCCUCAGGGAAACACAUGUUGUACCCAGGAAAUGGAGGACAAAUUUGGCCAGCAGAGCAAACAGGACUUUGAGAAUCUGGUUGAUGAAAUGAGUCAUGAAUUGAGAAGCACCUAUGUCUCCAGACAUAAAAGAUUUGAUGAAUUCUUCCUGGAGCUACUGGAGAACACGGAGAGGUCCCUGAAUGAGAUGUUCGUGAGGACUUACGGCAAGCCUUACAUGCAGAACUCAGAGGUCUUUGAGAACCUGUUUGCAGAGCUGAAGCGCUAUUACACAGGAGGAAAUGUUAACCUGGAGGAAAUGCUAAAUGACUUUUGGUCGCGGCUGCUGGAGCGCAUGUUCACACUGCUCAACUCCCAGUACGUCAUCACUGAGGACUAUCUGGAGUGUAUCAGUAAGUACACCGACCAGCUCAAGCCCUUUGGAGACGUGCCCAGGAAGCUCAAGGCUCAGGUUACCCGGGCAUUCAUCGCCGCACGCACAUUUGUCCAAGGGCUCUCUGUUGGCCGGGAGGUGGCCCAGAGAGUGUCUAAGGUAAGCAGCACUCCAGCAUGUAUUCGAGCACUGACCAAGAUGCUGUACUGCCCCUAUUGUCAGGGCAUGCCGUCCGUUAAACCCUGUAAGAACUACUGCCUGAAUGUGGUGAAGGGCUGCCUGGCCAAUCAAGCUGAUCUGGAUCCAGAGUGGAAUCUGUACAUUGAUGCCAUGCUGCUGGUGGCACAGAGGCUGGAGGGACCUUUCAACAUUGAAUCUGUCAUGGAGCCUAUUGAUGUGAAGAUUUCAGAGGCCAUCAUGAAUAUGCAAGAUAACAGUGCCCAGGUCUCCUACAGGGUUUUUCAAGGCUGUGGCCAGCCAAAACCCGCAGGAAUGACUAGGUCUACCCGCGGUGUUUCGGAUGUGUUCAACGCUCGCUUCAGGCCGUACAGCCCAGAGGAGCGGCCUACCACUGCGGCUGGCACAAGCCUGGACAGACUGGUUGUUGACAUAAAAGAGAAACUGAAGCUGUCAAAGAAAUUUUGGUCCAGCCUGCCCGAGGCAACGUGCAUGGAGGACAAAGUGACCGCUGGAAAUGCCAGUGAUGAGGAGUGCUGGAAUGGACACACCAAGGGCAGAUACUUCCCUGAAGUUCAAAAGGAUGGCCUGACCAACCAGGUGAAUAACCCUGAGGUGGGUGUAGACAUCACCCGCCCAGACACCUUCAUCCGCCAGCAGAUCAUGGCUCUGAGGGUGAUGACCAACAAGUUGAAAAAUGCCUACAACGGCAAUGAUAUCUACUUUCAAGACUCAAGCGAUGAAGGCAGCGGCUCAGGCAGUGGCAGCGGCUGCACAGAGGUCUGCCCCACAGACAUGGACGGUGUUGCCACCGAAGCCCCGGUAGUGGAAGCCGACCGGAGCGGGCCUGUGGAUGACUCUGCCCCGCUCCGUGCACCCUCUGUAGCCCUGCCAACCAUUCUGGCCCUCUCAGCCCUGGCACUCCACCGACAAUGGAGAUAAUGCUGGAGGAACCAGCUAAACAUGGACAGCAGGGUUUUUGGUUUUUUUUGCAGUUUUUGUAUUCAGGCAGAUGGAGCUACAGUCAAGCAGACAGUAUUCAGGCUGCCAGCCUGGAGGCUAGAGGAGUCUGCUCUGAAAAAGAGCAGUCAUGCAUCAUGAUUUCCCACUUUCCCAAAGAUCGUGCAGUGCCAUCCUUAGACUUGACAUUUUAUGGCAUCACUUCACCAUCUAACACUGAUGCCGACCCAACAAACUCUGCUUCAGAGAUUUCUUGCACAUAUGGCAGGUAUUAAUGUAGGACUCCAUGUGGAAAAAUAUAACACGCACUUUGAUUGUUUUGAUUUUUUUAAUGCAAAAAAUUGUUUGUGUGUUGAAAAAUGUUGAGAAUGUGGUUAUUUGAUGCACCUAAAAGAGGCACAAUAAGUUUAAUAUAUGUUUAACAUUAUAUUUUGAAAAAGGAUAAUGACAGAAAAUUCAGGAACAUGUGGUUUCCACCUCAAAUUUGAAAUUGAAUCCUCGUUCCAUUGCCAUUAAAUCGUGUGCCAAUUAUUGAUUUUUGAUGAGAAGCGAUUGAAUAUUCAUCAAAGUCGUCACAAAUCCGUGUUUGUUUUUUAGAUCAGAUGCAGCCACUGAAUCGUGUUAUGUUUCACAGUCAUUUCAACAGUGACGUUUGGCAAGUUUGUAGGUUAAGUAUAUCAUGGGUUGGUCAUGGAUCUGCUCUGUACAACAGUCGUCUUGUGCUAAAGCUCACAUUUUGUUAAAAGGGAUAAGAUUAACAAUUUUUAUAUACUCAUUUGCCUUGCAACACAUUUAUUAUCAUCAUAUCAUGCUGGUUUCUCAAGCUUUGCUUCAGGAGGAUACAACCUGGACAAAAUUAAUAUGGAGCAAUUAUUAAAACCAAUAUACAGUAAUGCCAUUAUACUGUAGUGAUGCUGGUUCUGUAGUGUUGUGGGGUGCUUGUCCUGGUAAUGUCAGAGAGGGCUUAACAAUUUCUAAUCCUUACUAAUAUAUAAUGAUUAAUCAAUAAUAUAUUUCAGUUAGUUUUUCUCUGUAGGGGUUCAUGUCUCCGUUAAGUGAGUAGUCACCAAGUGUCAACCUCCAUCUAACCACUUUAUACUGUAGCAUCAGUGACCUGCAAGCAAAGCCACUCAAGAAAGAGAUACACAAAUCAACCAUUUAUACAAGAUAUAUAAAAUGCUCUUAAACAUACUCUGCUGAUAUUAUAAUGCCUUAUAAAGGCACGGUAAUGGAAAAUCAUGACCUUGUUCUGCAUAUGUGUAAAUGGACAUUGCAGUAUGGAAAGCACUCCCACUCGAUACAGAAUCACCAUCACAGGUGGAAGUCUGCUGCUUCUGUAAUCUCUAUAUUCAUUUACAGUAAUCUGGGCCUAUAAUGUUUUCUUCUGCAUCAACAGAAUAGUCUGCAAGUAUUACACAUUUUUAGGUGUUUCCAGAAAUUCUGGAUUUGCAUAUACAGGAACAGAAAAACGGUGCCACUUUUGCAUAAUGUGAUUGAAUAUCCAAAGCUUAUCCUGUAACUGCUUUCACAGUUUGGAUAAAAUAGCCACCAAAAUGUGCAUAAAAAGCUACAAAACUGAAAUACUGUCAGACAGUAGUAAAAAAGUUAAGUGUUUUAUUCCUACAAAUGUAUUAACACAGUUAUUUAAAAGGUGAGGGAAUUAUUAAGAGAAGAAGCAGCACACAGUGGUUACUGGAAAUGCAAAGAAAGGGCCCCUAAAUUUAUCUGUAAAGCUUGAAUGGUUAUGUCUGCAGCACAGACAGGCUAGAAGCCGACCACAGUCACCUGUGAAAUGAGAAUCUGUGGAGACCGGACAGGCCUGAAUGCUUCAGUGAAGCUCCUCAGUAGAGCGUACUUACAGAGAAUGUGAGAGGCCUGGCACUGCUGAGGGGGGCGGACAAAACCAGCCUGUAUGUACGUCCACUGUUCUCUAAGAGCCCGUCAGCUCCAUAACCAGCAGGCCAGCUAAGCUUACAUAUCCAAGGAAUUAAGCAGUGUUAUGCCCUCCGCAGUAUAUCAGUGAAUAUUUGUUGAGCUUUUCUUUAUUGCAUUUAAGUCAGCGUUUGCAUCCACAUUGCAAGAACAGAAAUAUAGAGGAAAAUAUGUCCAAUGUGUCAUUUAAAAGGAUUCUUUAUUAUGAUCUUACAGGAUGCCCUUUUUAUGUUUUGUAUCAUUGAACUUUUAAUGGUAAUAUUUUUCCAAUAAAAUAUUGAAAAUGGAGGUCUGGUCAGACAAAUUAUCUGAAAAACAUAAUUAGCAGGAAAACGCUAUAAGUCAACAUUUUUUACAAUCAAUGCAUUUCUGUAUGGAGUCAAAUCCUAAUGAGGGGAAGUUUGGUCGGAGUUUGAAUCUAAUUUCAAACUAAGAGGGGCGAAGAACUAGUUGAGCAAAUAUGCCUUAUUGUUUUCCAGUGCAAUUAAGAUGAUUGCAUUUGUGUUUUGUUACUGUUCUUGAGAAUAAAUAUUUAUUAAAAACA